Pseudomyrmex gracilis is the source of this 1200-nucleotide messenger RNA. RefSeq names its product histone RNA hairpin-binding protein (gene Slbp). The record is from RefSeq and is a predicted model, not a curated record. Bases 370 to 1074 code for a protein of 234 amino acids. Lineage: Eukaryota; Metazoa; Arthropoda; Insecta; Hymenoptera; Formicidae. Gene Ontology annotation, cellular component: histone pre-mRNA 3'end processing complex; cytoplasm. Gene Ontology annotation, molecular function: histone pre-mRNA stem-loop binding; mRNA binding. The transcript has 3 exons. Gene Ontology annotation, biological process: mRNA 3'-end processing by stem-loop binding and cleavage; mRNA transport.
UACUGUCAAAAAGGCGCGCAAGCAAAUUGACGAAAGAAGAUACGGAUUGCAGUUUGUAAAAUGAUCGAAUACGCGCGUUCGUAAUUUCGUUGUACAAAAGAGAUAGAGAGGAAUUUUCUCUUCGCAAUCACGGUUGCGCGUAAGACAGCAACGACAUACGGAGGCAAGAAAAUUAAAAUUUCUCCGCGAACGGCGUUUUUUGAUAUUUUGCACGAGGAUAAGUCACAGCGUUGGAACAUCUGUUCAGGUUAUGCUUUGUUAAAAAAACACUCUACGCGCGUGUAGCCGAGUGAUAUAUAAAUUUAUUGACAACCGAUUUGUUGAUUCCAAAGUGGUUAAUUCUUUAAAAAAGAAAAAAAAUAAAGAAAAAUGGAUCCUUCGUGCGAAGAGGACGAGCUGUUCGACGAGAUAUUGUCUAUGAAUUAUAAGACGAUCGAGUCGCAAGAAAGCGACGAGAAAAAGAAGAGCAAUGUAGAGAGCAAUGGUACGUGCAAAACUGAGGAAACUGCAAAUGAGGUUCGCAAAGAUGUUCAGGAAUACGAGGAUUGGAGCACUCUGAGCGACGACACCCCACCGGAUCACGAUGUAGAAGAUGCGGAUAAGGUGCAGGACUCGGAUCAUUGUCCGGAUCCUGUGGAAAGUACAAAUAACAUUAGAUACAUAGAGUACAAAGAUAAUGUGAAGAAUAAACCGGAAAAUGCGCACGUUUGGCGCAAAAGGCCAAGACAGAACAGUGCGGAUUAUAAAACAACCAAAAUCUUUCGUACGAGAUGUGAUUCGAGUGACUCUAGCACGACUACCAAUUCGUCAGAGAACGGGAGAAAACCUAUAGAGUACGAAACAGAUCCGGUUGUGUUGGCGAGAAGACAAAAAGAAAUAGAUUACGGAAAAAAUACCAUUGGAUACGAUAGAUACAUUCAAAUAGUCCCAAAAGAAAGACGUACGAGAGAACAUCCGAGAACGCCGCCGAAACAUUUAAAGUACAGCAGAAGAGGUUGGGACGGCAUGGUAAGACUGUGGCGAAAACAACUUCAUUCUUGGGAUCCUCCUCAGGAGAAUAAUAAGGUCGACUAGGUUUUUGAAUCUAUUUUACGUGUCAUUUUUAGUUGAAGUAUACAUACUGCCAAUAUAUAGAUAUAAUUUUUCUUUAUUUAUAUACCUUCUAUUGUGCAUUAUUUUGUACUUUUCUAAGCAAUUUUU